UCUGCCGCGCGCGAUCGCGGGUGCGGGCGGAGUGAGAAAGGCGCGGUGCGGCGUGCAGGCGGCCAGGCGGCUGCAUGGCGCGCUGCGAGCGGCUGCGCGGCGUGGCCCUGCGCGACGUGCUGGGCCAGGCCCAGGGGGUUCUGUUCGACUGUGACGGGGUGCUGUGGAACGGUGAGCGUGUGGUGCCGGGCGCCCCGGAGCUGGUGGAGCGGCUGACGCGGGCCGGCAAGGCCGCGCUGUUCGUGAGCAACAACAGUCGGCGCGCGCGGCCCGACCUGGCUCUCCGCUUCGCGCGCCUCGGCUUCGGGGGGCUGCGCGCUGAGCAGCUCUUCAGCUCCGCACUCUGCGCCGCGCGCUUGCUACGCCAUCGCCUGUUGGGGCCGCGGGACGCGCCCGGCGCCGUAUUUGUGCUGGGAGGCGAGGGGCUGCGCGCCGAACUGCGCGCCGCGGGGCUGCGCCUGGCGGGAGACCCUGGAGAGGACCCGGGCGCGGUCCCGCGCGUGCGCGCCGUGCUCGUGGGCUACGACGAGCACUUCUCCUUCUCCAAGCUGAGCGAGGCGUGCGCGCACCUGCGCGACCCCAACUGCCUGCUCGUGGCCACCGACCGCGACCCGUGGCACCCGCUCAGCGACGGCAGCCGGACACCCGGCACCGGGAGCCUGGCCGCUGCAGUGGAGACAGCGUCAGGGCGCCAGGCCCUGGUGGUGGGCAAGCCCAGCCCUUACAUGUUCGAGUGCAUCGCAGAGGACUUCAAUGUGGACCCCACCCGCAUACUCAUGGUGGGUGACCGCCUGGAGACCGACAUCCUCUUCGGCCACCGCUGUGGCAUGACCACCGUGCUCACGCUCACAGGUGUCUCCAGCCUGGAGGAGGCCCAGGCCUACCUGGCAGCUGGCCAGCAUGACCUCGUGCCCCACUACUACGUGGAGAGCAUUGCAGACUUGAUAGAGGGGUUAGAGGACUGAGCCCACCUGACCUGAAGCCCCACCCCUCCCCCCACCCUGAUCCUGUAGAUGGAGGCAAUGGGCCAAGAGCCAAAUUAAGCUCCUUGGCCCUAGUUUCUGCACCCUGAUGGGGCUGGGACCCAGGGAAGGAUUUAGGGCCCUCGCACCCCCACCCCCAGCAGUGGCUGGGCACCCUUUGUUGUCCCAGAAUCUGACCCCCUCCUCCCACCUGUUCACCCUGGCCUGACCCAGCCACGUAGCCUUAUUUCCUGCCCUGUGACCUCUCUUUGAAAUCUGGGCCCUGAUGCCCACUGAAGGUUUUCCCCAAUCCUUAAUUCCCUAACCCCUCCCUGAGGCCACCAGCUGCUGGAGUCCUGGCUUUGGGUUCCUGUUGACCAAUCUGAGGUCUGGGUAACCACCAAUCAGUAUUAUCCUGAACCCUGAAUGCACCAAUCAGAAGGCUAAGUGAUAGUGACUCAUUGAUGCUGAGUAGACAGUUGGGAACCUAAGUGGCCCUGCCCUAGCUCCUGGGAAGACCAAUCUGAACACCAGGUAAUAACGACUCAUUCGUCUUUCAGAUACUGAAUAGAACAGUCGAGAAGUCUGAGAGACAGUAGCUUCUUGACAAUCUGGGUCUGACAAGACCUGCCAGGGGCCCAGAUUUCUAUCUAUAAAUAAGGGUCCAAGUGCUGAAAACACCUCCUCCACAAAGAUUACAAUCCAGGGGGCCACCCGAUGGCUUUGGGGGCUUGUACAGCCUGGAGCCCUGCUCUUGCCUGAUCAUGGCACUGGUCCAGUAUUAAUGGUGGUCGCAGCUCAGAUGGGGCUUUUGGGUCCCUCCCUGUGCUGCCAGUGUUGGCUCUGCCACCUCUCUUCUGUGCCCACCCACUAUUUAUUUAUUAUUGUGUGCCCGUGAUGGUGGGGCUGGGGGCUGGGCCUUGCCCACCACUGCCACCUCCAUCUCUGUUGUAACCAGUCCUCUCAUAAUAAAGUGUGAGGGGGAGUGUC
Messenger RNA from Manis javanica (Malayan pangolin), 1952 nucleotides. RefSeq names its product pyridoxal phosphatase (gene PDXP). The record is from RefSeq and is a predicted model, not a curated record. Gene Ontology annotation, molecular function: pyridoxal phosphatase activity. NCBI's taxonomy places the organism in Eukaryota, Metazoa, Chordata, Mammalia, Pholidota, Manidae. Gene Ontology annotation, cellular component: cytosol; cytoplasm.